Molecule: messenger RNA, 792 nt
Organism: Emericellopsis cladophorae
Lineage: Eukaryota; Fungi; Ascomycota; Sordariomycetes; Hypocreales; Bionectriaceae
Exons: 7
Coding region: 1-792 (263 amino acids)
Biological process (GO): actin cytoskeleton organization; barbed-end actin filament capping
Cellular component (GO): F-actin capping protein complex; actin cortical patch
Molecular function (GO): actin filament binding
Source: RefSeq, a predicted model, not a curated record
AUGUCGCAUCUUGAAGAAGUGUCCGCUUUUAUCGAAGGCGCACCUCCGGGUGAGCUAAACGAUGUUGUCACGGACAUCAAAAUCUUGACGCAAAACGAACCGGAAAUCGUGGACCAGCUCGCACCCGCUUUCGAGAAGUAUAAUGAGGAGCAAUUCGCUACGGUCGUUAUCAGCUCACACAAUUCUCUGGGAGGUGGACGCUACUUCGACGUGGAGAGCUCUUCGAGCUUUGAUUUCGACCACACAACUCAGGCUGCGAGUAAUGUUCAGAGCCAUGUCUUGGAGGGUGCUCAAGCCGAUCUUGUGAAGUCGACCUUGAAGAGCAUUGGCACGUAUGUCAAUGAGCACUACCCAAAUGCUGCAUUUGGCGUUUACCCCAUCGAAGUCGACUCCAAAGUGGCAGUCGUCAUUGUUGCAAACAAGUACAGCCCCAACAACUUUUGGAACGGUCGCUGGCGAUCUCUGUACAUAUAUGACCCUUCAUCAGGCAGCCUCGAGGGUUCGGUCAAGGUCGAUGUGCACUACUAUGAAGACGGCAAUGUGCGCCUUAUCACCAACAAACCAGUUCACGCGAGUAUCUCUUCCGGCACUGGCGCCGGAAUAGCCAAGGAGAUCUCGUCGGCUGAGCGCAAAUACCAGGAGGAGCUGAACAAGGGCUUUGUCAGCUUGAGCGAGGGCGCUUUCAAGGGAUUGAGGAGGCAAUUGCCUGUGACGAGGCAGAAAAUUGAGUGGGACAAGGUCACCGGCUACCGUCUAGGCCAAGAUCUCGGCGGGGGCAGUUCGAAGAGGUAG